Molecule: messenger RNA, 1755 nt
Organism: Betta splendens (Siamese fighting fish)
Lineage: Eukaryota; Metazoa; Chordata; Actinopteri; Anabantiformes; Osphronemidae
Product: putative E3 ubiquitin-protein ligase UBR7
Exons: 11
Coding region: 132-1310 (392 amino acids)
Cellular component (GO): cytoplasm
Molecular function (GO): zinc ion binding; ubiquitin protein ligase activity
Source: RefSeq, a predicted model, not a curated record
ACCACAUCUUACGUCACUUCCUCCACGAGGUCCGGCCCAAAUUCCCGCCCGGAACAGUCAUUCGUCAACAUUGUUGUGCCGCUCACGCGCAGGAGUCUUUGUCUCUCGUCUUCGCUCUCUUUUCUCACAGAAUGGCGGCACAAAGAGUCGACUCGGGCCUGGACAAUAUUGUCGCUGACGAGGACGAGCUCCAGGAUGCUUUGUGCGUUCUGGCUGGAAGCGACCCAGAGAACUGCUCUUAUUCCCGGGGCUACGUGAAGAGACAGGCUGUGUUUGCCUGCAACACCUGCACUCCCAGCUCUGCAGAGCACGCGGGCAUCUGUCUGGCCUGCGCCAACAAGUGCCACGAUGGGCACGACAUCUUUGAGCUGUACACCAAAAGAAACUUUCGCUGUGAUUGUGGAAACAGCAAGUUUGGAGGUUUCCAGUGCCAUCUUAUUCCCACCAAAGAUAAGGAAAACGAUAGAAACCUCUACAACCACAACUUUAACGGCUGCUACUGCAUAUGUGGCCGGCCGUACCCAGAUGACCAGGACACUGAUGAGAUGAUUCAGUGUGUCAUCUGCGAGGACUGGUAUCAUAGCAGGCACCUGGGCUGCACUGUAGGGGAACCUGAGGAGCUGCAGGAGAUGGUGUGCGAGACUUGCAUGAACAAGGCUCCAUUUUUGUGGACGUAUGCUACUAACUAUGCAGUUCCACCGAUUACUGGUGACAGUCACCAUAAAGAGGAGGCAGAGGUAGUCAAGGGAGUAGAAGAGGCGGAAAAACACACCAAGCCCAGCCAAAGUGCAGACACUAGUGUUGAGCACCUAAAGCAGGAGGAAGCAGCAAACAAAAGUUUGCUUUGUAAACGGACCCAUAAAGAAAUGACUGGGGAGGUUACGACCAAAGCUAUGGUGUGUAAGCUGAUGGAGCUGGAGGCCCAGGGCUCGGGGACGCUGAGAAAGGGAGCUGUGUUCUGGCCUUAUAGUUGGCGCUCCGAGCUUUGCACCUGUACAAGCUGCAAGAGGACCUAUGUGGCGGCUGGGGUGCAGUUCCUCAUGGAUCAGUCAGACACUAUUCUUGCCUAUGAGAAAAGAGGUUUGGACGAGCCGUUCGGGCAGAACCUGCUGAUGGCACUGACGAGCUCCAUGGACCGUGUACAGCAGCUGGAGGUCAUUUACGGUGUCAAAGAGCUGACAACUUCAAUCACGGCGUUUUUAGAGCAGUGCGUUACUGAAGGAAAGACGGUCACGGUCGAUGCUGUACACGAGUUCUUUGAGGAGCUACAGGCUAAAAAAAGGAGGAGAACAAACGCAGGAUGCGAGUAACAUGAGCUGCUGCUACCGUCAUCAUAUGCUGGGUUCAUAUGAUUCCUUUGAAUGUGUCACUUUGAAGAUGGUUUCUCUGCUAAAUAAAGGGCUUUUGUGAUGAGGCUUGAACUACUAGUGCAAAGAAUAUUGAUUUCUAGCUAGUUUAUUUAUUUAAAUUAGAAAACACUGAAUUUGAAGUCCAGUGUUUGAUUUGAUGCUUUAACUUCAAAGCUCAUGAUAAAGCUUUACUUGAAACGCUGAUGUUAACACAUUUUUAAAUUUCAUUGAACCAAAACAAAGUCAGCUUUAUGCUUUAGACUUGUAGUCUACCUAAUCAUGUUUACAAUCCUGUGAAUGUAUCCUGACAUUUUGACUUUGUUAAAUGAUAGUGUGUUUCUGGUAUGUCAAACAAACUUGUAAAAUGUAAUAACUGUUGUGUGAAAUAAAGAUACAAAUAAAUUUA